Molecule: messenger RNA, 2158 nt
Organism: Canis lupus familiaris (dog)
Lineage: Eukaryota; Metazoa; Chordata; Mammalia; Carnivora; Canidae
Gene: PTS
Product: 6-pyruvoyltetrahydropterin synthase
Exons: 7
Coding region: 49-498 (149 amino acids)
Biological process (GO): tetrahydrobiopterin biosynthetic process
Cellular component (GO): mitochondrion
Molecular function (GO): 6-pyruvoyltetrahydropterin synthase activity
Source: RefSeq, a predicted model, not a curated record
AGGCCGCCCCCCUCCCCCCCUCCGCCGUCACCGCGGGAAGGCGAGGCGAUGAGCGGGGAGGGCGGCGGCGGCGGCGGGGGGCGCCGCAGGGCGCGAGUGUCCCGCCUCGUCUCCUUCAGCGCCACCCACCGACUCCACAGCAAAUCUCUGAGUAAUGAAGAAAACUUGAAACUGUUUGGGAAAUGCAACAAUCCAAAUGGCCAUGGGCACAAUUAUAAAGUUGUGGUGACAGUGCAUGGAGAGAUUGAUCCUGUUACAGGAAUGGUUAUGAACUUGACCGACCUCAAAGAAUAUAUGGAGGAGGCAAUUAUGAAGCCCCUUGAUCACAAGAAUCUGGAUCUGGAUGUACCAUACUUUGCAGAUGUGGUAAGUUUCCUUUCCUACUUCCUCAGCACAGAAGCUCACUUCCCUUCAAUGGAUGGGCGGUUGCUGUUUCCAACUAAGGAUAAGCCCACGUUGAAUUUCACAAAACAUGAAGCCGCAAACAAGAAAACGUAAAAGUGGAAGAACAAGGUUGGGGCUCCCAGCAGCCUCUGCUCAUCAAUCACACAUGGCAUCGAGCCACACUGCCUUACCUACCUCUGACUCAACUUUGAGAACUAGGUGUGGAUGUGACAGAGAAAUCAAAAUGGAGACCCACCCACAAGAGGGCUCAGAUGCCACCUAGACCAACCCUGUAUGGAACAGAUGAGAAACCGGAGCAGAAGGUCCCCCUUCUUUCUGAGCAGGAGAGCUGGAACUUCACAUGUUCCCCGCCUGUGAAUCCAAUGGCCUUGUGUAACUGCCUCUGUGCUGCAUUGUCUGCAUUCAGCUCCCCAGAUUUCUUUGAGUCUCAAAGUUUCCAGCUUGAGAGUGUUUUUACUGAGGCCCCAAUAGUUGUCCCAACUUCUACACUGAACCUGAGAUGUAGCCAGGCUGAGCCAUGAUGGAUAAAUAUGAAGCUUGUCCCUUGCUUUUGGGUCAGGGCUCACUGCAGCUUAUCUCAGAGGUGGCAGCAGGGAGUGGGUGUGGAGGAGCACUGCUGGAGCUUGUGUCCAUGAGUAACACCUGUACCCUGUCCUUAUCAUAGGACCCUGGGGGGCAGGUUUUCCUGGGGGGUGCUGGGGGAUGCAGAAGCCACGCAGGGGGCCCUUCAGGUAUCCUGGUUAAUGCUGCAGGCUCUGAAGUGGUCACAACCCAGCCUCACCACUUACUGAGCAACUCUGGACAAAUGAUUUCUCUGUCUCUGCCUGAGUGUCCUCAUCUGUAAAACAGCUAUAUCUUCUAGGAUUGUCCUGACGAUUAAAUGGGAUGAUGCACUCAAAGCGCUUAGCACAGUGCCUGGCAGUACUAAUAACAGCUACCAAAUGAUGUCAUAGAAAAUGGCAGGAUGAGGCGCUCCAGGAAUCUGUCACUCCACCGCAGCAACCUUUAAGCUGGUAAAGACUGUCAGAGUGAACUUUCUCAGCAGUCUAGGAUCUAAGAAAAGAAAACUUCCAGCUAUUAGAGGAAUGCUUAAUGAGGAAAGAAGCUGCUAAAUUUUGAAAUUUAAGAAAAUCUGUCAGGCUUGCUACUGAGAUAACAGAAAAGCGAUGUCAAUGACCACACUCAACAAGGAAUGCAGUCUGCACGAAAUAGUUGAGAAAAGUCAAGCAACAAGCAGCAGCAUGUCCUGGAGAGGAGGCUGAGCCCGAUUGCCAGAACCACCAUGUUAUAACCUUUAACACGUCCAGUUCUUAACAAAAAUUAAAGACCCGCACGUAGGAAAGUGUGACCUAUUCACAGGGAAGAAGAAGAAGUUGACAGAACCUGCCCCCAAAGAAGACUCGUUCCUGGAUGUUGGCAUCCUGGAAUUCAGCAUAAUUAUUAAAAUAAAACUGUUGCCUAUUACCAGGAUAUUACUGGAAAUCUCACACUUCUGUUAGUUUUACAUUGUAUUAUGAGUGCUCUAAAUAUUUUGCCCAUUUCUUAGUGGGAAUUACCAUUAGGGGAAAAAUGACCAGUUUAUACUGAGGGAAAGUAAAAUUGGUAAAACUCUACCCUUAGAUCUGGCUUUGAAAAUAUACACUCCCACCAUUCUUUUAAUUUUUUUUAAAUGUUCACAUACAUGAAUAAAAUUAGACACCAGGUUGUACUUUAAGUUAGAGUAAUCACUCAUUAAAGACAUACUUGAAUUUAA